This is a messenger RNA of Panicum virgatum (switchgrass), 3315 nucleotides long. Its product is annotated as receptor kinase-like protein Xa21. The record is from RefSeq and is a predicted model, not a curated record. Gene Ontology annotation, cellular component: plasma membrane. Gene Ontology annotation, biological process: hormone-mediated signaling pathway; protein phosphorylation. NCBI's taxonomy places the organism in Eukaryota, Viridiplantae, Streptophyta, Magnoliopsida, Poales, Poaceae. Gene Ontology annotation, molecular function: protein kinase activity; protein binding; ATP binding. Bases 51 to 3209 code for a protein of 1052 amino acids. The transcript is spliced from 2 exons.
UCGUCGUGCCACCCCACACUUCACAGUUCAUACCACACCAAACGACAUUCAUGGCGAUGCGCUCACUCAGCUUGCUGCUGCUGCUAUCAUCCUGUCUUUCCAUCUCAACGACGCUCCUCGUGGCGGCCGGCGACGCGGCUGCGCUGCUGGCCUUCAAGGCCGCCGCCGACGGCGGCGGCGCGCUUGCUUCCUGGAGCGCCAGCAGCAGCGGCGGGUUCUGCAGCUGGGAGGGCGUCACAUGCGGGCGCAAGCACCGGCGAGUGGUGACGCUGAGCCUACCGUCCCGUGGGCUCACUGGCGUCCUCUCCCCGGCCAUCGGCAACAUGUCGUUCCUCCGGACGCUCAACCUCACCAACAACAAUAUUGCCGGAGACCUCCCGGCGAGCCUCGGCCGCCUGCGCCGCCUCCAGGUCCUCGACCUGACCAGCAACGCCUUCUCUGGCGAGAUCCCCGCUAACCUAAGCUUUUGUUACAGCCUAGAGUACAUGAUCCUCCAGGGCAACCAGCUUGUCGGGCCUGUGCCCCCCGAACUUGGGCACACGCUGACACGCCUUACGGCGCUCGCCCUAAUGUAUAAUAACCUCACCGGCUCCAUUCCGGCGUCGCUCGGCAAUUUGUCGUCGCUGGAGUACCUAAACCUUGCGCAGAACCAGCUGCAUGGCACAAUCCCACCAAGCCUCGGCGGCAUCAUUGGCCUACAAGUCAUCUCCCUUGGCUCAAACCGCCUCUCCGGUGAGCCCUCACACUACCUUUACAACUUGUCUUCGCUACAGCAGUUGUGGCUUCAGAGAAACAUGCUCCAUGGAGUCAUUCCUGACGACAUCGGCAGCAGGUUUCCCGGCAUGAGCUCUCUAAGCUUUGCUGGGAAUCAGUUCAUGGGUCCUAUCCCUGCUUCAAUAUCCAACCUCACUGCUCUCCAAGUACUCGAUCUCUCUGGGAAUAGGCUUAGCGGACAUGUGCCUCACACACUAGGGAGACUACGAGCUCUGCAACGCGCGCACUUGGGUCACAAUAGGCUUGAAGCAAAUGACAAGGAAGGAUGGGAAUUCAUCGCUUCACUAUCAAACUGCAGCAUGCUCCAGCAGUUAAUUAUCAACAGCGAUGCUGCUUUCACUGGGCAGAUACCACACUCAAUAGGGAAUCUCUCAACAACUCUGCAACUCCUUGCCUUGGAUGACACUGGGAUCUCAGGAACAAUUCCCUCAUCCAUUGGCAAUCUGGUGGGCCUCGAAUCACUCACUGUGUCGAAUACUUCUAUAUGCGGAGUGAUUCCAAAUAGCAUCGGCAAGCUGGGAAACUUGGUUCAACUAGGUUUGUACAACACCAACUUGUCAGGCCUCAUACCUUCAUCUAUUGGAAACCUCUCAAAGUUGACUAAGCUAUUUGCAUACAAUGGCAACCUAGAGGGUCCACUUCCAACAAGCUUAGGGAAGCUCACAAAUCUAACAGCCCUUGAUCUACACCUGAAUCGCUUAAAUGGUCUGAUCCCGAAAGAGAUUUUCAGAUUGCCUCUCCUUUCCUCGUCCCUAGAUUUAUCACACAAUUUUCUAUCAGGCCCAAUUCCCUCUGAAGUUAGUCAAUUGAAAAAUAUUAAUAACCUGAUUCUAACAGGUAACCAAUUGUCUGGAGAGAUACCUGAUGGUAUUGGUGAGUGCACCGUGCUGCAGGGACUUUGGUUGGACAACAACUUAUUCGAGGGAACAAUACCUCAGUCUUUAAGUAAUAUAAAGGGGCUUAUAGCACUCCAGCUGUCCCGGAAUAAGUUGUCGGGGACUAUUCCUAAUGCCAUGGGGACUAUGUAUGGCUUGCAGGAGUUGUAUCUAGCACAUAACAACUUGUCAGGGAGAAUCCCUACACUUCUAGAUAAUUUGACAUCGCUACUAGAAUUGGAUUUGUCCUUCAACAACCUGCAAGGGGAGGUGCCUCAAGAGGGAGUUUUCAAAAAUUUAGCUAACUUCUCAAUUAUAGGGAAUAAAGAGCUUUGUGGUGGAAUACCUCAGCUUCGUUUAGCUCCAUGCCACACGAACUCCAUGAAAAAGAAUAGAAAAAGGCAAAUGAAGUCUCUUAAAAUAGCUCUGGGAACAACUGGUGCACUCUUGAUCUUAGCUUCCCUUGUUGCUUUCAUCCAUUUUAUGCAUACUAAGCUUAGACAAAAGCAGAAGAGCCCAUUCCAACAACCAAAAGUUGAGGAACAAUUUGGAAGAGUUUCUUAUCAAGCAAUAGCAAAUGGAACAAAUGGAUUUUCCGAAGACAAUUUACUUGGUAGGGGAAGCUUCGGGGCGGUCUAUAAAUGCACUUUUCAAGAUGAGCAAACUAUCACCGCUGUGAAGGUUUUUAACCUUGAACAAUCUGGAUCCCAUAGAAGUUUUGUGGCUGAAUGUGAGGCACUUAGGAGGAUGCGUCACCACUGUCUCUUAAAGAUCAUCACUUGUUGCUCCAGCAUCAAUCAGCACCAUGAAGAGUUUAAGGCACUAGUUUUUGAGUUCAUGCCGAAUGGUAGCUUGAACGGUUGGCUUCAUCCGAAAUCUAGCAUGCCCACUAUAAGCAAUACUCUAAGCCUAGAACAAAGGCUAAACAUUGCUGUUGAUAUCAUGGAUGCUCUCGACUAUCUUCAUAAUCACUGUCAGCCACCAAUUGUUCAUUGUGAUCUUAAGCCAAGCAACAUUCUUCUCACAGAAGACAUGAGUGCCCGAGUUGGAGACUUUGGCAUAUCUAGAAUCCUUCCAGAAAGUGUCGGGCAUGUUAGAACGCUGCAAAAUUCCAGAAGCACAAUUGGACUAAGAGGCUCCAUUGGCUAUGUUGCUCCAGAAUAUGGUGAAGGUUCUACAGUCUCAACUCUUGGAGAUGUUUAUAGCCUUGGCAUAUUGCUACUUGAGAUGUUCACAGGAAGGAACCCAACAGACGAUAUGUUUAGGGAUUCAAUUGAUCUACAUAAGUUUUCAGAAGAUGCUCUUCCGGACAGAAUCUGGGAGAUAGCUGAUGCAGCAAUGUGGCUCCACACAGACAUCGAUCACAACAGUAGAAGAAGCAUAAUAGAGAAUUUCUUGAUUUCUGUCAUUGCCCUUGGAAUAUCCUGCUCACAGAAACAACUUAAGGAGCGGGUGCCAAUACAGAAUGCAGCCAUUGAGAUGCAUCAUAUCAGGGAUUCGUACCUCAAGUUUGUCAGAUCUCAUAUGGUGGAACAUAUAGGAGUAGCAACAACUCUGUAGUGAUUUGUGCAACGAUGAAUAUAAUAAAGAGCUGAAAUUGGGUUAGAUUCCUGCAGAUGAUCACUAAGAAAGAAGUGAAGAAGCAUAAGAUGUUUUAGCUCUCUUA